Knipowitschia caucasica is the source of this 594-nucleotide messenger RNA. NCBI's taxonomy places the organism in Eukaryota, Metazoa, Chordata, Actinopteri, Gobiiformes, Gobiidae. The record is from the annotation of a GenBank genome assembly.
AUGGAGGGGGAGGGGGGGGCGCGGGGUUCGGGCGUGUGGGUCGGGGGCCUGCCUGGUGGUUUGGGGGUGGGGGGGGGGGGCGGGGGGGUUUGGGGUGUGGGGAGGGGGGGGGGGGGGUGGUCUCAGGGGGGGCGCUGGGGGGUGGGUUUUUUUGUGUUUGGGGGUGGUGUGGUGCACGGGGGAGGCGGGGCGGGGGGGGGGGCUGACAGUUGGUGGUGUGUGGGGGAUCUGCAGGGUGGCGAGGGUGGGGGGGUGUCGGGUUGCUUGGUGGCGAUGUGGGUUGUCCGCGUAGCGUGGUUUGGGGCGGGUGUGUGUGAGGGGGGUGGUGGUGGGGGGCGUGGUGGGUGGGGUUGGUGGGUGGGGCCGCGCGUGUGGGUGGGCUUUUUGUUGGGGGGGGGUUCGGUGGGGGUUGUGGUCUGGGGGUGGGGGGGGGGCUACGAUAGGGGGGGGCGCGGGGGGUCGUUGUCCCCUGGUGUUGGAGGGGUGGGGGUGGCGGUAGCAUUGGGGUGGGUGCGGGGGAGGAGGGUGCGGGGGUGGUGGUUGUGUGGUGGUGGUUUAUGGUCUGUCGGUUUACGGGGGGGUUUUGGGGGCUAG